Molecule: messenger RNA, 1945 nt
Organism: Zeugodacus cucurbitae (melon fly)
Lineage: Eukaryota; Metazoa; Arthropoda; Insecta; Diptera; Tephritidae
Gene: TH1
Product: negative elongation factor D
Exons: 5
Coding region: 133-1869 (578 amino acids)
Biological process (GO): negative regulation of transcription elongation by RNA polymerase II
Cellular component (GO): nucleus; NELF complex
Molecular function (GO): RNA binding
Source: RefSeq, a predicted model, not a curated record
UGCCUUCUGCAUAUUCGCCGCAUAUAAAUUAUUAGUUGGCAUAAACGAAUGUUAUUGUUUACAAUAGCAAAAUAAAAUUAUUACAAUUUGUACUGAUAAAUAAAGUUUUGAGAAAAAAAUAAUUUAUUCAAUAUGGAAAUGGAGUACGAGGACGCGGGUUGGCAAGGUCGUCAAAAACAACCAGGCGAGGACGAGGAAAUGCCCGAGGAUAAUCCACAAGAAACCAUUCAAGAAUGUCUCGAAAAGUUUCUUACACCAGAUUAUAUAAUGGAGCCAGGUAUAUUUACGCAAUUAAAGCGAUAUUUCCAGUCGGGUGGCUCACCAGAAGAAGUUAUCACAAUGCUGUCGGAAAACUAUAAAGCUGUAGCGCAAAUGGCAAAUUUGCUUGCUGAAUGGCUUAUACUUGCAGGAGUUAAAGUCACCGAUGUACAAGCAAUGGUUGAAAAUCAUCUUAAAGACAUGAUAUUGAAGACCUUUGAUCCUAAAAAAGCCGAUACGAUUUUCACAGAAGAGGGGGAGACGCCUGAUUGGUUAACGGAAAUGAUAGAUCAUCAUACAUGGCGUUCGCUUAUAUAUCGUUUGGCUGAGGAGUACCCCGACUGCUUAAUGUUGAACUUCACCAUAAAAUUAAUCUCAGAUGCAGGUUUCCAAAGUGAAAUCACAUCAAUUUCAACUGCGGCACAGCAAAUUGAAGUAUUUUCGCGCGUGUUAAAAACUUCCAUUACAAAGUUCCUCAACAAUCCAGAAGACAUACAAGGUGCUAUACAAGAAUGCGCGCGCAUGGUGUGCCACGGACAGCAUACCUAUGUUUACUCGCAAGUGUUAAUUCAGGUAUUAAGUCAGGAGUCAAAAGGUGGUUUCAAUAUGAAGCGUCUUUCACAAGAGAUCACAAAGUAUGCACUACAAAAUAAUCAAAAUGUGACUCCUAUCACUAUGGCUCUCAAUGGCUCUGCAGCAUAUCCACAAGCCUGUCAGGCUCUGUCAUCUAUGCUUUCGCGCAACACACUCAAUCCUGCUGAUAUUACAGUAUUGUUUCGAAAUUAUUCUGCCGCAGAUCCACCACCGAUAGAUUUAAUACGCAAUCCCCAAUUCCUUGAAUUGCUUGUAGAUUCCUUAUUCAAAGCAGGAGUAAAAAUUAAUCCCGAACACAAGUCCAAAUAUAUCCAUUUGUUGGCUUAUGCUGCUUCAGUGGUUGACACGCCGGCAAAAAAGCGCCCAAUGACCGACCGUGUGCUCAAUAAAGAUGAAUUGAAAAGCACAAUACAGGCAAUAGAAAAAGUGCACUCAAUUUGUAAUGUAAACAAAGGCUCCACCGAAUUGAUUGCGGAGUUGCAAACGCUCUACAAUUGCAUUAAAUAUCCAGUGGUUGGUGUUGGAGUUAUACGUUGGAUCGAAAACACGGUCACAGAACCGUCUUACUUUAAGCUAUCUACCGACAGUUGUCCUACUCAUUUAGCCAUACUAGAUGAAGUUGCUGCUGUGCAUCCUACAUUGCAUCAACAAAUUUUGCGUUUACUUAUAAGGCUGUUCGAAUCGAAACAGGACGAGUUAGAGAUCUUGGUGCAAUUAGAAAUGAAGAAAAUGUUACUGGACCGAAUGGUUAAUCUAUUAACUCGCGGCUGCGUAGUGCCUGUAGUGAAAUAUAUUAAGCAGUGCUGUGCUAAAGGUGAUACUGACAUAUCACUCAUUCGCUACUUUGUAACUGAAGUACUUGAGACGAUAACGCCUCCAUAUUCGCCAGAAUUUGUGCAACUGUUUUUACCAAUGGUGGAAAAUGAGGAGAUUACGGGCACUAUGCGUGGUGAAGGUGAUAACGAUCCUGUUUCGGAAUUUAUAGUGCACUGCAAAGCUCGUUACACCACCGUUUAGUGAUGUGAUUCGAAAUAUUGAAAGAUAUUGGUGUUAUCCUGAAAGCUCAUAUCAAGAACAACUUCAACUUCAAUGG